Tuber melanosporum (Perigord truffle) is the source of this 2050-nucleotide messenger RNA. RefSeq lists its product as uncharacterized. The record is from RefSeq and is a predicted model, not a curated record. NCBI's taxonomy places the organism in Eukaryota, Fungi, Ascomycota, Pezizomycetes, Pezizales, Tuberaceae. Gene Ontology annotation, biological process: Rho protein signal transduction. The transcript has 7 exons. Gene Ontology annotation, cellular component: membrane; cytosol; cytoplasm. The coding region runs from base 1197 to 1805 and encodes 202 amino acids. Gene Ontology annotation, molecular function: protein binding; Rho GDP-dissociation inhibitor activity.
AGGCACCUCCUUGUUACCCUACUUUGACAACUGACUCUCUCGCCCUACCAAAUGCCGGCACAGCACUGGUGCCCCUCUUUGUCACCGGCCGGUUUUCGUGUCCCCGCUGAAGUUUGUUCCCAAGCAUCAUACUUAGUUACAGUACCCCGCAUCUAAUCAGGUACAGUACUAGUAUGCACCAAACACCUCACAACAUCGGCAUCCUACUGUACCUUGUUCUGUGGGGGUUUCUCCCCUCAACUCCCCCCCCACUACUCGAGUACUCGAGUAUCGCAACAUGUAAGGCAUGAUAAUAAUUAUUAUUGUGAUAGAUUUUCGAUCUGUCCACCAUGAUACGUUACUCCGCCCGACAUGCAGUAUUUUUUUUCUCCUGCUAACAGCGCUUUGGGUACGAGUACUCGAGUACGGUGCUCGAGCACUGUGCGGUGCGGCAUGCAGCAGGAGAGGGUGGGGGGCAAGGGGUUCUCCGGAACUGGGCAACUUGCUCAGGAUGGAAGUUUAUUCGUCUACUACUCGAGCACUCGCGCAUUGGGAGCUCCCGUGAUAACCCCACUUGCUUAGUUUUAAUAUUCCUGGCCCAACUGCAAUGGGAACUACUGUGCUAGUCAAUGUAUCUGUACGGUUCUUAAUCUGCACUGUCAACGUGAAUGGUCCCAUUACUACAGCCCAUACGUCCAGAGGUUCUUCCGUUCCAUGUCUGGAAAUUGAAAAUAAAAUAAAAAGUCACCUCCCGAAACCGCCAUGCUAGUGGGGUACUCGAGUGCGAGUACAGUACAUAGUAUCUGCGGCAGGGCACUCGUAAUCUUCUGACACUCCAAAAAAAUCAGCCGGAGCCUCAAGAUUUUUGUGGCAUGCCAUGGUGGCCGUAUUCACAAACGUCAGAAAUUACGAGUAUUCGAGCAGCUCAAUAACAUCGAUACUACAAAGUAAGUCUCUGGAGGGAAUUGGGUGGCCGUAUGUAUAAAUAGUUGACCUUCUCCGAGCCGUUCAGCCCAGAAGAAUUUGACGCUGACCACCACCCUGUCUCCUUCACCACUAACACCUGGUAAGUAAACAGGUCCGUCCUCCCAAGCCCUCCCACCAAUUCUCCCCGAGUCAGCUAUCCAUCCAUCCUCCCGAGCAGGAAAGAAAAAAAAAAAAUACCCCACACAAAGUAUCCCGAAGCGCGACGAUAAAAAUUUCUCACAUCCAACGCAAUGGCUUCUCACGCAGAUGACGAGCUGAAGCCAUCCACCACCGAAGGGUACAAGGUGGGGGAAAAGAAGUCAGUUGAUGAGUACGCAAAGCUAGAUGCUGAGGAUGAGUCUCUCGCCCGCUGGAAGCAGUCUCUGGGUAUUGGUUCUGGUAGUGCUGGAGGCUCUCUUGGAGACCCUGGUGAUAAGCGAAAGGUCGUUAUUCUCCAACUCUGCCUAUUGAUCAGCGGUCGUCCAGAUGUUGUCAUCAGUCUCGAUACCCCCGCAGCUCUAGAAGAACUGGGGAACAAGCCUUUUAUUAUUAAGGAAGGUGCUGAAUACCGGAUGAAGGUCAGAUUCCGGGUUCAGCACGAGGUUAUCUCCGGAUUGAGAUAUCUGCAGCUUGUGAAGAGGAAGGGGAUCAAGGUCGAUAAGUCUGACGAAAUGAUGGGGAGUUACGGACCAAAUACCUCGGAAACCCCCUACUACGAGAAAAUCUUUUCUGAGGAGGAAGCACCCUCCGGAAUGAUCUAUCGUGGUCGUUAUGACGCUGUUAGCAAGUUUAUGGACGACGACCACAAUACCCACUUGGAGUUUAAAUGGAAUUUUGAUAUCAAAAAGAGCUGGGACUAGUCUAAGUCCUCGACUCAAUUGUUUCUCUGGCUUUCCACUGCCCAUUCUUGGCGCAGCAAAGCUAGUUACCUCGAACUGCUUGCUGGGGCGUUUGUUGCCGUACUUGGCCCGAAAAAUAUGCAUGGUCCGUGUGGUGUGUACAUAUUAGCUUUUUUUGAGGUGGUGGCAUUUUCCUGAGAUGCAGGAAAACGGUUUACGUUAUCGACGAGAGAAAGAGUAUGAAUGGUACUUGUAGUAUUCCUUCA